Messenger RNA from Puntigrus tetrazona (Sumatra barb), 3743 nucleotides. RefSeq names its product transmembrane protein 200A (gene tmem200a). Lineage: Eukaryota; Metazoa; Chordata; Actinopteri; Cypriniformes; Cyprinidae. The record is from RefSeq and is a predicted model, not a curated record. Bases 547 to 2040 code for a protein of 497 amino acids. The transcript has 2 exons.
AGGCAGCGCUCGCGCUCAGCGCGUUACAAAUGAUUCGCGCCUCUGUCUCGCGAGGAGAUACUUGACGAAGAACGCUGCUGUUUCUUAUUCACCAAAAGUACACAGAAAACAUGAGUGACUUUUACUUCUCGUCUUUUUGAUAGGAUUAUUCAAACACCUGAGGGAAACCGCGCUCGUCUCGUGCUGUUUGUUAUGGAUUUAUAGACUAGAAAAACGCUCGAGAGGGAAGAAAGAUCGUCUUCUCGUUGGCUUUUGCGAGAUUUUCUCGUCCAGAGCAGAUCUGUGUGAAGUAGUUUGUCUGGAGCGCUGAGAGGAUGGAGAGGAGGAGCGCGCUCAGAGGGAACUUUUCUCUCCAGGCAUCCAAACAAAGAGAGUCUCGACCGGAUUACCAAAGUACAGAAAAACUGCGCUCGAAGCAAAGUAUUGGCGAAAGUGUGCUGCUCCGCGAAGCGGGAAUAUGAUGGAGCGCGUGACAUCUACUUGCGCGUAAUGGACACAUAGCAUCAAGAGGAGGAUCUCAGCGUACAGGCUUGUAUUGCCGUAGCAAUGAUUGCAACAGGUGGGGUGAUAACGGGGCUCGCUGCAUUAAAAAGACAAGACUCCACCCGCUCUCAGUAUCACCUGCCAAACCAGAGCUCCACGCCUGCACCUGAGAAGAAGUGCACCAAGCGUAAACCCAGAGCUGAUGUGGUGGUGGUGAGAGGGAAGAUCAGACUGUAUUCUGCCUCUGGUUUCUUUCUGGUUUUGGGAGUGCUGAUCCUCCUGGCAGGCAUCGCCAUGGCUGUUCUAGGAUAUUGGCCUCAUAAGGAUCAGCAGAAGGCACCAGAAAGCAAGUUGUCCGUGAACGAUACGCAGGUUGGCCGAGAGCAGGUGGGCUCCAUCGCGCAGUUCUUGGAGCAGCACCUUCAUUCAGAGAAGAUGAAAAUGUUGGGUCCUUUCACAAUGGGAAUCGGGAUUUUUAUCUUCAUCUGUGCUAAUGCCAUUUUACACGAGAACAGGGAUCGCGAGACGAAGAUCAUCCACAUGAGGGACAUGUACUCGACGGUCAUAGACAUUCACAGCCUGCGGAUUAAGGAGCAGAAGUGUACGAACGGGGCCUACGUGGGUCCCUACGGGGAAACAGAGAUCCGUUCCUUUGGUCUGGACAGUCAGUUUGCCUCACGCCUCGCAGCAAACACGUUAAUGUCCUUCUCCGGUCUCGAUGGGGAUAUCCGAUUCUCCCACAGGACCAGCUCGGCUGAGGAUGACGAGGGUCUGAUGAGCGAGGCCAGAGGCGGAUUGGGCCUGCUGUCGCCUACCUACAGAGACCGCUCCGAAUGUAUCUUUGGGUUCCAGGAUGAGGGUGGUCGUCGGUGGGAGGACAAACGUGGAGCGCUCAAGAAAUGCCAAACGCGCUCCAUCGUUUCUUCUUCCAUCAGCGCAUUCACACUGCCCGUCAUCAAACUCAACAACUGUGUCAUCGACGAGCCUGACAUUGACAGCAUCACAGAGGACUUAGAGCCGAACAGGGUCCACUCCAGACCUCCGUCAAUGGAAUCGUUAACAGUCCCAGUUCCUGAUGUGACCAAAGCUUUCAAGCCUCCAGGUGGCCUCCUACUCCGGAGCAAUUCGGCCACUGAAUCCCCGAGCUCUGCAUCGUCCCAUUCCUCUCUGUCUCCCGGAUCCACCAGUGGUAGGUUCCUGUCCCCGGGAGCGGCGCGUAAAGACUUUGGAUCCAAUAACUCCCUCCACAUGCUGUCAGCUCACUCCAAAUCUCUGGAUUUAGAGAGAGGGCCCACAAUGCUGACUGUCCAGCCUGAACAGAGGAAGCAUCCGAGCUGGCCCAGAUUGGACCGCAGUAAUAGUAAAGGAUACACCAAACUGGAGAACAAAGAGGACCCUAUGGACAGGCUAAUAGUGCCCCCGAUGGCCGUGAAGAAGGACUACACUAAAAAGGAGAAACUUCUUAUGAUCUCCAGGUCUCACAAUAACUUGAGCUUCGAGCAUGAUGAGUUUAUGAGCAGCAGUCUGAAGAGAGGCACCUCAGAGACUCGAUUUUAAAACUGAGCUAGUCUCAAAUAUCAACCCAGUGGCUUUUGGCGUUCACGAUCCGCCUGCAAUACAGAAGACAGUCCUUGCCCUUUUUUAAAAAAUAAGGCCCUUGAAAGCUCAGUUAUGCUGCUUUUUAUGCUGCAGAAUGGGUAAAAAUUUAAUUUGAUCAAUUUGUCCCAUUGAACAUUUUCUGACAAUAAGUAACAUUGCACCUGCCUGUCAACUCUCAUUAGAGUAUUAGUGGACUGUCAGCUUAAUGUCUGAUAACUCUUUAUUGUGACAUUCUAUGGACUAUAAGUAACUUUGCAAGUUGUAGUCAACUUACUUAUAGCCGGAAUGUGUUAAAAGGACCAUUAAAGAAACACUCCACUAUUUUUAAAAAUAGGUUCAUUUUCCAACUCUCCUACAGGUAAACAGUUGAGUAUAACCGUUAUCGAAUCUUUUAAUCUUUGGGUCUAUCAUUGAAUCUGAUUAGACCAUUAGAAUCAUGUUCAAAAGAAUCAUGACCAAAGUUUUAAUAUUAUUCCUGUUUAAAACUUGAAUCUGCUGUAGUUGCAUUGUGUACUAAGACCGAAGGAUGCUAACGGUCUAAUCAGAUUCAAUGAUCUAUGCUAAGCUACAGCUAAAAGUGCUACCACUAGACCCAGAGAUCGGCUGAAUGGAUUUGUUAACGGUAAAACUUGACUGUUUACCUGUAGGGGAGGUGGAAAAUGAGCCUGUUUUCAAAAAUAGCGGAAUGCUCCUUUAAAGGAAAACUGCAGAAUGAUAUUUCACCAUGAAUUUGAAAUACAAAAGUGUGCCGUAAUGGUAAAUAAAGGUAUGGGUACAGCGAACAAUUUGGUAACUAACAGGUUAGUGAAAUUUGUUCAGAUGUAUUUGUAGUGUUUUUGUUACAUUCAGACAGGAUCUAUUGUCUGUUUGAGUACAGUAUGUGUGUUGUACCAGCACUGCUAGUUAUCUUACUAAAUAAUUUAUUAUUUAAAACACACACACACUGAUAUUUUUGAAGAGAACUUAUGUAUGUAUAAUUUAUCUGUUUCUCAGAAUAAACACAAUCUUUCCAGAUAACGCUGUCGUAUUUUGGGUUAAUUCCUCUUUAAUCAUAAUCAUAAUUUCCUGUACCAUUAACUGGGCUUAUUAUAACAGACUCAUAUUAAUGGGAUAGCUCACGCACAAAAAAUAAAAAUAAACAAAAGGGUGAAGUCUGAAAGUCCCUUUUGUGAUUCUCUGAAAAAAAUAGUGCAUAGGUUUGAAACGACAUUAAUGAGAGAAUCUUCUUUCUUGUUGUAUGACCUGUUCUGAAAAAAACUAAAGCAUAAAGUUUUCUGCAUCAACAGUGAACUAUAAAGAAGCACUUACGGCAUGUCUGAAAGAGGGAUUUAACACUAAAUAUACAUACUCCCAAUCAAAUGUAACUCAUUACUGCAACAAAUGAAAUAAAUGACCUUCUAAGCAUUUGGCAGCAAACGUUUACACAAUUUGAGGUACAAUUAAUUUGAUGAAACUGCAUGUCACUUAAAAGUCACGAGUGGUGUUAAGCUGUGUCUUUUUUAGUUUAACCUAUAUGUCAGUGCUGGUCAUCCCAACUCUAGAAGACCAAACAGCAGCCCCUGAAACAUAUAGCAGAUCAACAUCUUCUUCUCCGUUGUUUAUCAAUCAACUGUAAAAACAAGAACAAAUCAGUAUAAUGUUAUGAGCUCUAAAUUCCCUGC